AGAGGGGAGAUGCCAAGUGUCUGGCUUGGGGCAGAGGGAGAGUCGGAGAGAGGCAGCCGGAGCCCCCUUUUGGCGGCGCAGUUCCCCCCCUGGGGGGGAGGAGGGGAGGCGGGAGGAGAGGACACUCCGCUCGGCGGGGGUCUCCGGCUCGCAAGCGAAGGGAAGCUUUGCUGCAGCUGAAGGCUUGUGCGGAGCAGCGCCGCUCUCGGCCGCGCAAGGGCGCAUCUCCAGCUCUGGCUCCGCCUGCGCCGCGGCGCUGCUUCCCGGACGCUGACCCUCCGCCUACUUGAAGCUCUCCCCACCGAAGGCAGGGGCCCCGAGGCGAGGAUCGGCCGCGCCCGGGGGAGGGACAAGGAUGCCUGCGCUCGGCUCCCUCCAACUCGGCGGCUGAAGCAGCUUCCUCGGCUCAGGGUAGUUUGUUCUCUGUCAUCCAUCUGUCUUAGAAGCACCUCGCACUGAGCUUUCAGCAAAAUGGAAAGUGUGAGUGAACUCCAGAAUCCCCUGUUGGCCAAGAAUAAUGGACACCUUCAUGGCAGUUACAGUUACCACCAGGAUUAUCCUGGCCACCGUUGCCAGGGUAAACUGUACUCCUAUAUCUUCCAAAAUUCUGGCAAUGCGAGGACUCACCAACUGCUGGAUGCCAGUUCUCUUCAGCUGGCUGUUGAAGCAUUGUACGGCCCAAAUUUCAUCCUGGUGAAGGAUGAGACCAGUGUCAAAGUCAAGGACAACAAAGGUGAGAGUUGUGAGACAGCCUUCAUGGGAAACAAAGAGCAUCCUGCUGAGGCCUCUGAUGUGCAAGAAACCCAAGGGAGGUCCCUGAUGGAAAAUGACAUCAAAAUCCAGACAGUGUCCUAUGAAGUGGAAGAAGAGGAAUUGCAAGAAUAUGAGUCUCACUGAAGUCCUACUGAGGUCUAUGAAAUACCUGCCAGACCACUCCAGAUUAAAUGGUUUGUGGACUGAAGCCAAGAAGAUUAUUCUCAAUCAGCAUACUAAGCAGUACAUCUGCUGCCUAAUAGACAUCAAGUAUUUUCAGUCUGAAGACGGGGAAGUAUGGUGAUGAUUGAGGUGGUGCCCUGUAUAUCAUCUCUGUUGGACACCCAGUUCCCAAAAGAUCAUUCAUAUUAGCCGCUGUUCCUUGGCAGAUAAACAUCCUAGCUCAUAGAGGCUGACUCUGUAUCGCUUGAAUGUGUGAUGGACUCGUCCCGCCAACACUCCCAUCACAGCGCUUCCUGCCCCAUGAAGUUCAUCUGCCUGCUGCUGUAUAUCAGGAGAGAAAGUGUUGUCACAGCAGCAACAUCAAACAUGUGUAGUGUAAAUUGGUUACAUGUUCUGCUGCUGCUGAAUACUCUGUGGGUCAGACUUACAGUGUGCCAUUGCCUUGAUUUGCU
Messenger RNA from Podarcis muralis (Common wall lizard), 1388 nucleotides. The record is from RefSeq and is a predicted model, not a curated record. Lineage: Eukaryota; Metazoa; Chordata; Lepidosauria; Squamata; Lacertidae.